AUGGUCACUGAUGUGCAUCUAGCAGUACUCGCGAACGCUCUGGGAGUGACACUCUUCCUCCUUGUCGUCCUAUAUCACUAUAUCAACGCGAACAACUCGAAGUAACAUGCUAAAUACAAUACUUUUAUAUUCUAUUAUAUGUAAAAAAAUAAAAACAAUGUGAAAAACUUCA
Messenger RNA from Dalotia coriaria, 172 nucleotides. Its product is annotated as dolichyl-diphosphooligosaccharide--protein glycosyltransferase subunit 4. The transcript has a single exon. The coding region runs from base 1 to 105 and encodes 34 amino acids. Gene Ontology annotation, cellular component: oligosaccharyltransferase complex. The record is from RefSeq and is a predicted model, not a curated record. Lineage: Eukaryota; Metazoa; Arthropoda; Insecta; Coleoptera; Staphylinidae.